Molecule: messenger RNA, 3297 nt
Organism: Annulohypoxylon truncatum
Lineage: Eukaryota; Fungi; Ascomycota; Sordariomycetes; Xylariales; Hypoxylaceae
Product: TBC-domain-containing protein
Exons: 4
Coding region: 1-3297 (1098 amino acids)
Source: RefSeq, a predicted model, not a curated record
AUGGCGGAGCCUAUGAGACACUAUGGCCAGAAGAUCGACCAACAGAAAAAAUCAGAGAUACUUCAAUGGUUAAACCAACAAGACGAUGCAAAUCAGCAACAAAACAACCUCACGAAGAAGAGUCAUCAGGAUGAGGAAGCUGGGUUUGAUGGAGUUGUCGAGGUAAAAGCUCGACGCAGCGUACGGGACCAAGGACGAACGGAAGAGAUCGAGUGCAGAAUCGUCUUCGGUAGGAAACUAAUCUCGCAGCCUUCGAGUUCGGCUUCGUCUGUCGCCGCUUCGGACAAGUCUCUCACUUCCUUCCCUUCCUUCUCUCCUCAGUCUCCGCGUCACGAACACUCCUUUGCAACUCCCGAGUCCAACCAUGCUUCCAUGCAUAAUAUCGAGAGCAAAAUAUCCGACACUCCUAUUAGGACGUCCAUUGUCGACAACCUGACCUCGUCUGAGGCCCAGAAGACGGCGCGCAAUGCGCUAUUCGACGACACCCCUUUAACGACACAGAAGAUACCGGGUGCCCUCCAUCACGCCAACGACGAGCAUAUCGAACGUCUAAUUGCGAAGCAUGGAGCCGUUCACCUUGUGCGCCAGGUUGCCGAGGACCUAGCCCAUCGCGACCUUCAGAUCGCCAGAAUACGAAGAAGAGCAGACGAGAGAGAAAGGGCGCUAAGAAAGAUAAUCCUAGGUUGUGGACUAUCAAAUUUGGAUCUCGAGACAAAGCUGCGAUCCGUCGAAGCAGAGCUCCAGGCGCAGGACAAGUCAAAAUGCCCACCGACCGGAGACGUCUCUGGCAUGAUGAGCGACGCGAUACAGGAUUCGAUAUCUUACAACGCGCUGGGUCUCAACGACGUGAAUGAUGCUACGGUAAGAGCAAGUAGUUUGUCUGUCCCAAGAGAUAAUGCUACAAGCAAAGGCACGAUGAGGGCUUGGAAGGAAUAUCUCUGGGGUGGUACUAGCAGAAAGCAGAGCAGAGCUGGCAGCAUUAAUGAGGAGAUCGGAAAGACAGUCAUUCAUGCACCUACGCCGGUAGAUCGCCGACCUCCUAUACAGGAAGACUUAUUCGUUCCGCCGAAUGUGGACUCUGCUCGAAGCUCUAGUCGCGCUUCAAGUAUCUACUCCGAACAUGCAAAUAGGAAACCUUCGGCUUCAUUUGCUAGUAUGGCUCUACAACUGGUAGCUGGGAAGGGGACCUCGGUCCGCGAUUCUGAUUCUACUAGGGGAAGGUCAGAUUCGGCGGGACAAGGUGGUUCCGUGAGGUCGUCAUCGAAUGCUAGCGCCAAAACAGGCGCCUCGAACCGAGGAGUAUCUACACAAGGCGGUCCUAAGUCGCUGAUGUCAAUGCGGCGUACUACCCCCAAACCUCCAAGUAUACAGUAUUCCCGGCCGCGUGAGAGAUGGGAUGGUGUAGGCGCCAACCCUGAGAAUUCGUCAGCGACGAGAUCAGAUAACUCUGGUCCCGUGGAAAUGGAUACUAUAUUUUCCCCUGAAGGCCAGCCACCGGCCUUGUCGCAACUAUAUAAUAACUACAACAACAGCGAAUACUUGAUUGAUCGUUUUGGCUUCAUUUAUGACCAACGUCGAAAGAAGAGGCAACGUGAAGCAGCCAAAGUCGCUCUUCAAAUGAAGAAAGGACACGAAAUGCUUUCGGGUGGACGAUCUGGCAUAUCACCCAACUUAUUAGACGACGAGGCAGGGUCUAAUGGCGAUGCCGUGAAUGAUGAUCGCCCGGAGAGCCCGACGUCGGUCGAGGGCCCCAUUGAACAAGGCAAAGCCAAGAGAUGGCAGGACUAUCUUAAGAUUGCUACUUUUCCGACAGAGCUUCUUUCGCAUACUCCCUCGAUAAUGGCUUCGAAUAUAGAAGUACUCGAAGGGACCGAACAUCCGAGGUCUCCGAGCAUGAUCAACUCGGACGAACGUGGCUUCGUCCCAUCUGCGAGCACUACUGUUUCGGCCCUUGGAAGAGAGACGAGUCCACAGCCGGAAGGAGAGUCCGCUACUGCGACAUUGGUGCAUGAGGAUGUCGAGGCGGUGAAGCUUCUGCUGAAGCAGUUGAACGAUGUUCACGAUAAUCUACAAAGGGAAAGAUCCGUCCGCUGGAAUGAAUUUCUACGAAAAGUCCGCGCUGAGCGUCGACGUGAAGGCGAGGCUGCGGCUGCUAAUGCCGCAGCGGCAGCCGAAGCCCGUUUUCAAGCCGCGCCCGUUAUAAUCCCGGAAGCCAAGCUCACCGACGGCGAGACCAUCGGUAUCGCAGAUCUCGGAGUCAAGGGUAAAGUAGGGCGCGCGAAAUGGAACGAAUUCAGGAAUCUAGUACUUGGCGGGAUACCCGUGGCGAAUCGCCCCAAGAUCUGGGCAGAAUGCUCUGGUGCUCUUUCUAAGCGAACUCCGGGCUACUACCACGAUCUUGCUACUAGAUCUAGCGAGACCGACGAUGCUGUUGUUAUCUCGCAGAUCGAGAUGGAUAUCAACCGUACGCUAACCGACAACAUAUUCUUCCGCAAGGGGCCCGGUGUUGCAAAGCUACAUGAAGUCCUCCGAGCCUAUGCUAGGCAUAACCCCGAAGUUGGAUACUGUCAGGGUAUGAAUCUAAUCGCCGCGAAUUUGCUGCUUAUUAUGCCGUCUGCCGAAGACGCCUUCUGGGUUUUCGUCUCAUUCAUCGAACGUAUCCUACCCCAAGGAUACUACGAUCACAGCUUAAUGGCGUCCCGCGCAGACCAACAAGUCCUACGCCAAUACGUCGCUCAGGUUCUCCCAAAGCUAUCGCAACACCUCGACAUGCUUAGCAUCGAGCUCGAAGCCUUGACUUUUCAAUGGUUCCUCAGCGUAUUCACCGACUGCCUCUCGGCCGAGGCCCUAUUCCGCGUCUGGGACGUGGUGCUCUGCAUAAAUGACGGAAGCACGUUCCUAUUCCAGGUCGCGCUCGCCCUCCUUAAACUCAACGAGAGACAGCUGCUCCAGUGCGACACGCCGGCCUCCGUCUACACGUACAUCAACCACCAGAUGACCAACCACGCCAUCAGCAUCGACGGCCUGAUCCAAGCGUCGGAAGGGCUCAGGAGAGUCGUCCGCAGAGAAGAGGUCGAGGACCGCCGCGCCAAGGCCAUCGAGGCGGACAAGCAGAUGAUGAAGGAGCGCGAGGAGCGCAGCGCCGCUUGGCGGGCCCAAAAGGGGCUCUCGGCGCCGGCGCUCGUUACCGAGGAGAGCGUCGCCUUGGACGACGAGGAUGAUGUCAGUGUUGAUAAUGUGAGGGAGGCGCCGACGCUGUUGCCGACGGAGGAGGAGGCUUCUUUUGGGCUGGGGUGA